CGCCGCCGCCGCCGCCGAGCGCGCGCUUCUCCGCGUGCGUGACGUCUGAAGCGGGCUGGGCUGGGCUGGGCCGGGCCGGGCCGGGCCAAGCGGCGCAGUCCGUUUCCCGUCGGGCGCCGCGCCGAGCAGGGGGCCUCGUGGCGGGGCGUGGUCUAGGCAGCUUCGCCGUCCUGUGUCUGCCCGGCUGCGGCCGCGGGGUUCCGGCCCCGGGCUCGUCGACGGCAAGGAGCUGCUGCGGGUCGUCAUGUCGGGGAUCAAACGAACCCUCAAAGAAAAUGACCCUGACUACGAGGAAAUUUCUGUGGCGCCCCCAAACAAACGACAUAAAGCCAUGGAAGACUCAGCUCGAGACGCUGCCGUGCAGAAGAUUGAAACUAUUAUUAAGGAGCAGUUUGCUGUCGAAAUGAAAAACAAGGAGCAUGAAAUUGAAGUCAUAGAUCAGCGACUGAUUGAGGCUCGGAGAAUGAUGGAUAAACUUCGUGCUUGCAUCGUGGCAAACUACUACGCUUCUGCUGGUCUUUUCAAAGCCUCUGAGGGAUCAAAGACUUGUGACGCCAUGGUUUUUAAUCAUCCUGCCAUCAAGAAGUUUUUGGAAUCGCCAUCAAGGUCAUCAUCUCCUGCUAAUCAGAGAUCAGAAACACCAUCUCUUAACUAUUCCGAAAGUGAUUCUUUAUCUCAGCAUAAUGACUUCUUGUCUGACAAAGACAAUAAUAGCAACAUGGAUCUGGAGGAACGAUUGUCCAACAAUGUGGAGCCUCAGAGACUGGCCAGAAAUACUGGUCGGGACUCCAGUAGUGGAACAAGCUCUCGGAAAACAAGCCUACAGAAUUCAGAUCUCACUUCAGAAGAUGUUUCAAGACUUUUUGUGAAGAAAACCAUCGUAGUUGGCAAUGUGUCAAAGUACAUUCCCCCUGAUAAGAGAGAAGAAAAUGAUCAGUCAACUCAUAAAUGGAUGGUGUAUGUCCGGGGCUCUCGAAGGGAGCCUAGCAUCAAUCACUUUGUAAAGAAAGUUUGGUUCUUUCUCCAUCCCAGCUAUAAACCAAAUGACCUUGUGGAAGUUCGAGAGCCUCCUUUCCACCUGACCAGGAGAGGUUGGGGUGAGUUUCCAGUCAGAGUUCAAGUUCACUUUAAGGACAACCAGAACAAGCGGAUAGAUAUCAUCCAUAACCUGAAGCUGGACAGAACUUACACUGGCCUACAGACUCUGGGUGCCGAGACAGUGGUGGAUGUUGAGCUCCAUCGACACUCCCUCGGAGAAGACCCCUUCUGUCCUCAGUCAUCAGAGUCCGAUAUCUCAGACGCCCCUUCCUCUUUGCCUUUGCCCAGCCCGGCCCCCGUGAAAGCUGCUUCCCCCAGAAAGCCCUCCCAUGAGCCCGUGCCCGAUGCUGCCCUGGACAAAGGUUUCCAGGCAAAAACUGAAGCUGACAGACCCACAGCAUUUUACUCUUUGCCAUCUUCAGUGGAACGUACCCCGACAAAAUUGGUGUCAUCACAGAGGAUCACCUUUGGCUCCCAUGGUAAUUCAGCAUUCCAGCCAAUAGCAGCCAGUUGCAAAAUUGUGCCACAAGGUCAAGUUCCUAAUCCUGAGUCUCCUGGAAAAUCCUUUCAGCCAAUCACCAUGAGCUGCAAAAUUGUCUCAGGAAGCCCCACCAGCAAGUUGUCCAGUGCUUCCCAGACUACCCAAGGAACAGGAUCUCCCAUUCCUAAGAUCCAUGGAAGUAGUUUUGUCACUUCUACGGUCAAGCAGGAGGACUCCUUGUUUGCGUCUAUGCCUCCUCUUUGCCCAAUUGGGAGUCACUCUAAAGUGCAGAGCCCCAAACCUGUCACUGGAGGCCUUGGAGCUUUUACCAAGGUGAUAAUCAAGCAGGAGCCUGGAGAAGCCCCCCACAUGGCCACCUCAGGAGCCUCCAACCAGCCACCUCUGCCCCAGUAUGUGACUGUGAAGGGGGGUCACAUGAUAGCUGUGUCUCCUCAGAAGCAAGUCUUGGCUGCAGGAGAUGGGACUGCUCAGUCACCUAAGGUGGUUGGCGUGCCGGUCGGCUCUGCUUUGCAGUCCACAGUGAAGCAGGCCAUGGCCAUCAGUGGGGGCCAGAUCCUGGUGGCCAAGGCCAGCUCCGCCGUUGCCAAGGCCGUGGGUCCAAAGCAAGUUGUGACCCAAGGAGUCGCCAAAGCGAUUGUGAGCGGGGGUGGAGGGACCAUUGUUGCUCAACCUGUGCAGACCUUAACCAAGGCUCAAGUGACUUCCAGUGGAGCCCCGAAAAGUGGAUCUCAGGGUUCAGUGAUGGCUACUUUGCAGCUGCCUGCCACCAAUCUGGCCAACUUGGCAAAUUUGCCUCCUGGCACCAAACUGUACUUAACAACAAAUAGCAAGAACCCUUCUGGAAAAGGAAAACUUCUGCUGAUCCCUCAAGGGGCCAUCCUGCGAGCUACAAACAAUGCGAACCUCCAAGGAGGAGCUUCUGCAGCUGGAGGCAGCGGCGGCACUGCGGGAGCACAGGGCUCGAACCCCGGAGGAGUGUCCCCACAUCUCACCUACACGUCCUAUAUCCUCAAGCAAACUCCCCAGGGCACGUUUUUAGUUGGCCAGCCCUCUCCUCAGAGUUCUGGGAAGCAGCUGGCGACUGGCUCGGUGGUUCAGGGCAAUUUGGGAGUUAGUGCAUCUUCCACUCAAGGACAGCAGGCGUUAAAAGUCAUCUCUGGACAAAAAACAGCUUUGUUCACCCAGGCAAACCCUGGUGGACAGGCCUCUUUGGUGAAAAUAUCUGAUGGCUCCUUGAAGUCUGUGCCAGCCAGCACCCCUCUCUCCAAGCCCGGGACCACCGUGCUGAGAGUCGCGGGGGGCGUGAUCACUACCGCCGCCUCCCCUGCUGUGUCUCUCUCUGCCAAUGGAGUUGUUCAGCAGUCGGAAGGAGCGGCGUCCAGCUCGGCGUCAGCGGCGGGGCCCGGAGGGAAAGCUUGUGGACAGCAGUCGCUUUGUGUGACUCCAGCCCAGGCAGGGCCUGCGGGGGCCGCGAGGGCCGGAGCCUCAGCUGUCAUCAGCGCCACGUCUCUGGUGGGCGCAGCCACCCCUGUCUCCGGCAAAGCUGCAGUCUCAGGCCUUUUAAAGAUCCAUUCCAAUCAGUCUAAUCCUCAGCAGGCUGUCCUAACCAUCCCCAGCCAGCUUAAGCCACUCAGUGUAAAUGCUGCAUCCGGGGGCAUCCAGACCAUCCUGAUGCCCAUGAAUAAAGUAGUUCAGUCGCUGUCUGCCAACAAGACACCUGCCAUGCCCCCCGUGGUGGCCCCCAGCUUGGCUGCUGUCAGCUCUCCUUCAGCCACUGUUACUAAAGUGAAGGUGGAACCAGAAACCACAGGAGCAAAUGGCCUCCCCUUGGUCUCCCAGGAAGUGCAGACAGAAGUGAAGACGGAAGAGACUUCUGAACUGGGGAACUAUGCGAUCAACAUAGAACAUUUAGAAAAUACCCAACAACUUCUAACAGCAAUAGUAAAGAAGAUCCCAUUAAUCACUAAAAAGGGUGAAGAUGCCAAUUGUUUCUGUGCAAGUUCUGUGGAGCAGUAUUAUAGUUGGAACAUUGGGAAACGGAGGGCAGCAGAGUGGCAACGAGCAAUGACAAUGAGAAAAGUCUUACAAGAAAUAUUGGAGAAGAAUCCCAGGUUUCACAAUGUGACGCCCCUCAAAACCAAGCACAUUGUCCAUUGGUGUCGUUGCCAUGGUUAUACUCCACCAGACCCAGAGAGCUUGAGAAAUGAUGGUGAUUCCAUUGAGGACGUACUGACACAGAUAGACAGUGAGCCAGAGUGUCCAUCAUCCUUCAGCACCGCUGAUGAUCUCUGCCGAAAACUGGAAGGUCUGCAGCAGUUUCAGAAAAGUGAGCCUGAGAAUGAUGAGGAGGUGGACAUUCUCAGUGUCACUGAGCCCCUGAAAAUAAACAUCAAGAAAGAAAAGGAAGAAAAGCAAGCAGGAAUGAAGUUCUAUUUGGAGACGAUGCCCGCGUCCGAGUUUGUCAGCGACACAGCACAAAAGAUUGGAAUCACCCUCCAGCCUGUGGAACUUCACAAGAACACGUAUGCAUCUGUUGUUGAAGAUAUGAUUCUAAAGGCCACUGAGCAACUAGUGAGCGACAUCCUGAGACAGGCUCUGGCCGUUGGAUACCAGACAGCAUCUCAAAGCAGGGCUCCAAGAGAAAUCACAGUGAUGAAUAUUCACCAGGCCAUCUGUAAUAUUCCCUUUCUUGAUUUUCUCACUAACAAACAUAUGGGAGUAUUAAGCAAGGAGCAAUAAACUGAAGAUGCCCCCAGAAAAAUAGGGUGAUGGGAAGACUCAGUCAGAGCCUGGGAGCUGAUCCCAACGCGAGCGCCUGGGCCCAUGCUCUUCACCAGUCACUAAGUGAAGUAGUGAGUGGAUCAACAAACUCUUUCCAAUUGGAUUUAAUUGGUUGAUGUGAAGACUCGAGAGCAUGGGAGAGCCAAAGCUGGAAUGGUGGAAGUGUCCCUGGGUAUCUUGAGGCAGCCUUGAUUUAUUUCCACCGCCCCUCUGGAGCCUCCCCGAUUUGGGCAGGGUCUCUGGGGAAGGCCAUGCGGGUCUGGCUGUGUGCUGGGCACUACCACUGGGCUCCGGGCUCAUGGGCAGCUCCCCACUGUUGUCUUGGGAGAAGAAUUGUUCUAGAAGUGAUUGACGGGAAGCUCUGGUAGAGGUGCCGGUGGCCCUGGGGACCUGCCUUGUGUGGAGGGGCAACUUCUGUGGCAGGACCUCUGCAAGCGGUGGUUUGGACAGUGAGCUGAGCAGGACUGGCUGCAGCAGUCCCUGGGAUCGGCACAACUGGCCCCACACAGGACAAGCAGAAUGCCCCCGCUUCUCUCUAAGCAGACUCCAGGGCACGUCCUGAGCUAUACACACUGGUAAGAAAUUUGAACAUUCCAAUCGUGAACAUCCAACCACUGAUUGGUGGGGAAUCAGCAGCAGCCAGAAAUCUUGGGCCUGAAGCAAAGCAGAAGCAGCUUGGAAUCAUCCUCUGAAGCUUGAUCAGCCGGCUUGUCUGUGUGGGCAGCUUGCUCCCUUGCAUGCAUGGACUCCCCUUUGCCAUGUGCACCCCGUUCACAACCGGCAUCUGCAGCGUGUGUGCGCCGAUGGGCUUGCUUGAAAGUUGUUCAUUUUUAGGAAAAUUCCCCCAGUGAAGGCCAAAUGGAAAGGAUUCCUGCAUUGGAUAGGAGACUGAAGGAGACAUUACAGUCCCCCUCCAUACCUAAGAGCCUUUGAGGAGAUGAGCUCUGACAGAUCCCACUCCCCAGGAAAAGGAAACAAUGCAAAGGCACAUGUGUGUGUGUGUGUGCUUAUUCAGGGGAGGAAGACAAAGAAAGUCCCUCAGCUCUGAGCAGAGGCCUCACAACACCCUGAUGAUGACAAGAACAAAGCCCAAGAGAGACCAGCAGACAAGGAAGAGCUUUUCCUCAGCAGCAGCCCUGGCCUGCUACCCGGGGCACGUGGAAGACAGCCGGUGCAGCUGGUCACAUCCCCUGGUCCAUAUGGGGUGCCGAACAGAGAGGCGUCCAUCAGCAGGAGCUGGCCCCCAUCCGCCCUGGAGGAGCCUCUGGCCUCUUAUGUGGCCAGAAGUGAGGAUCCAUCCAAAUGGUUUCAUGUGCCCAGGCUAAGUGGCUGAGUCAGAGGAAGGUAAGGGCAGUCCCAGGUGGAGAAUGAAGUGAGGGGCCCAUUGGUCACAGCCGUCUUCCUGGAACAUGCGAUCCAGCAGUCUGGGAGAGGAGAACGCUGUUUGGUACUGUGCAUGCUCAGAACACCAAAUACAAAUCAUUUAACUUGUAAAGACUCAGAAUAUUUUAACAGUUACAGGAACCCCCCAAGACAUUUGAGAAUAGCAGACAUAUAUUUGGAUUCAAAAGAAAGUUUUCUCUAGAAUCUUUAAAAUCUAAGAUCUAGAGGAAAAGGAUGCAGUUGGUCCAUGGCAGACCCAAAGGAAAGCAAGUCCUUUCACUGACUGGGAGAAUAUAGUAAACAAGUUUUCAGCAAAGGAAAUAUUGAAUAAUUAAAGAUCUCCUUAUGUGUUAAGACUUCCCCAAUGUAUUUGUAUGAUAAUGUGUAACAUAAUUAUGUAAUAUACAUGGAUACAAUAAAUUUUCUUUUAGUAGUUGU
Sarcophilus harrisii (Tasmanian devil) is the source of this 6142-nucleotide messenger RNA. RefSeq names its product YEATS domain containing 2 (gene YEATS2). Gene Ontology annotation, cellular component: NuA4 histone acetyltransferase complex. Gene Ontology annotation, molecular function: histone binding. The record is from RefSeq and is a predicted model, not a curated record. The transcript is spliced from 30 exons. Gene Ontology annotation, biological process: regulation of transcription by RNA polymerase II; chromatin remodeling. Lineage: Eukaryota; Metazoa; Chordata; Mammalia; Dasyuromorphia; Dasyuridae. Bases 245 to 4279 code for a protein of 1344 amino acids.